AUGGAUUCAAAUGAAAAUGAAACAAAAAAAAAAGAGAGUAAUUACAAGUUUUUAAAUUCAGAUGAAAUAAAUAAUCUAGAAUAUAUUUUUAAUAAACUAAAAAAAAAUAAAAAUGAUAAUGUAUCUGUUCAAAAUUUACAAAAAUUUCUCAUUAAUAGUCAUAACAAGGAUAUAUGCGAUGAUCUCUUAGAUUUUUUUCAUUCAUAUGGUGGUACUAUAAGUUUAGAUGAUUUUUUGAGCGCUUUAAACUGUGAUAUGAAUGAAUUUAAAUCGAAAGAAAAGAUAAAGAGUUUAUUUGAAAUGUUAGAUGCAAAUAAAAAAGGAUAUAUAUCAUUUAAAAAUUUUGUCCAAUCUGCAAAGGAAUUUGAAAAUGAGUUUGACGAAGAAACACUGAAAAAAAUAUUUAACAUUAUAGAUUUAAAUAACAAUGAUAAAAUACUUUAUGAAGAGUUUAAAAAUUCAAUAUCUAACAUUUAA
Molecule: messenger RNA, 477 nt
Organism: Plasmodium gallinaceum
Lineage: Eukaryota; Apicomplexa; Aconoidasida; Haemosporida; Plasmodiidae
Product: calcium-binding protein, putative
Exons: 1
Coding region: 1-477 (158 amino acids)
Molecular function (GO): calcium ion binding
Source: RefSeq, a predicted model, not a curated record